AAAACCCACCACUUGUCUUACCAUAUCUUCAUUACAUCUCUCUCUCUCUCUCUCUCUCGGUUUUGUGAGACUGUUUCUAUCUUAGGGUUUUCUUAGGUAUUUUUCAUUUAAAACGUCUCUUAGGGUUUGGUGAAGAAUCUCUGUCGUACGUCUCCCCUUGUAAGCAAGCGAGAUAAGGACUCUUCUUGCGUUGUAACCAAAACAAAACAAAAAAAACACAAUGGAAGGUUGUCCAAUAAGCAGAGAAACCUGUCCUAAACUCCUUGAUUUGAUUCCUCAAGAAAGAAAAUGGUACCAUGAUAAAGAGAAGAACAACUCAGAUCAAGAAAAGAAACUUGAGCUAAGGCUUGCACCACCCGGUGGUGAUGAAGAAGAUCUUUCAGCUAUGAAGAAGAAGAAGAACUUAGAGACAAGAAACAACAUCAAGAAGGAAGCUGAAGACAAACCUAUCUUCAAUCUCAGUGGAAACCAUUUCUCUCCUUCCAACAAAACCACUUAUGCUCCUCCUCACAUCUCUCAUAAAAGAACUGCUCCUGGUCCAGUGGUGGGAUGGCCUCCGGUUCGUUCGUUCAGAAAGAACCUAGCGAGCUCAAGCUCUUCAAAGCUCGGAAACGAUCAAAUCAACAAGAGUGGUGAGGGAGAGAAGCAAGUCGAACCUAAGAGGGAAGGAAUGUUUGUAAAGAUAAACAUGGAUAGUGUUCCAAUAGGUAGAAAAGUCGAUCUCAAUGCUUACAGUACCUACGAACAGCUCUCUUUAGCUGUUGACAAACUCUUCAGAGGUCUACUCGCAGCUCAAAGAGACACCUCUGGUGGUGAAGGAGAGGAGCAACCGAUCAUUGGUUUAUUGAAUGGUAAAGGAGAAUUUACUUUAACGUAUGAAGACAAUGAAGGAGACAAGAUGCUUGUUGGGGAUGUUCCUUGGCAAAUGUUCGUUUCAUCUGUGAAGAGACUGCGUGUGAUUAAAAGCUCUGAGAUUUCAUCUGCCUUGAAAUUUGGAUGCAGUAAGCAAAGAGAAAAUGAGGAACUGAAGUGGCUUUCAGGAACUUCUGUCUGCGUCGAAGGGUCUCAUAGUUUUUAAUUUGUACAUCAGGUUUUUGUUAUAUAUAAGAGAUAAUCAUUGGCUUUUGUUCAGAGAGACAUUUGAUCUGAUCUUGAUAUAAUCUUCCCAUGUCAAGACACUCAACAAUGAGAUCAUAGAAGCGAUGUGUGUGUAAAAAGCAUUUAAUUUACGAAAUGCUUUUAGGAAGAUACUUGGAACAUAAUGAUCAUAUCAUGUCUACAUAGCUCCUUUAAUAAUGUAAAAGGCUGAGAAUAAAAUUCCAUUAUUUA
This is a messenger RNA of Brassica rapa (field mustard), 1329 nucleotides long. Its product is annotated as auxin-responsive protein IAA26. Gene Ontology annotation, cellular component: nucleus. NCBI's taxonomy places the organism in Eukaryota, Viridiplantae, Streptophyta, Magnoliopsida, Brassicales, Brassicaceae. Gene Ontology annotation, biological process: regulation of DNA-templated transcription. The record is from RefSeq and is a predicted model, not a curated record.